CGCCGAACGAGAAGCAGCUGGUGCGGCGACAGUACAGUGGAGCAGCGCAGUGAGACAGUCAUGUGCGUCGGAGUCUCGUAGCGUGCUUCGAGUGUUGUUGUGCCGUGGACGAGCGCGAGGGAGCCACCAUGCUGACCACCAGCGCCAACCAGUACUUGCACCCGGACUACUUGUCACCGUUACCAACUACGUGGUCGGUGCGCGGCCGGGGUUCGCAGCCGGACAUCCUGGACCCCGACCUGGGCCACGAGCCGCUGCAACAACAGCUCGACGCGAAGAAGAGUCCUCUGGCCCUGUUGGCGCAGACGUGCAGCCAGAUCGGCGCAGACUCGCCUAGCAGCAAGCCUCUGAUCCCGCCGCUGGAGAAGCAGCCGUCCUCGAAGUCGUCCUCGUCCUCCGCCUCCACGGUGAAAAACGAUUCCUCUAGCAGUGGGAGUGGCGGGGCGCGCGACAAGUCUUCGCCGGCGUCUUCGGCGGGCAGCGACUUGAGCGUCAAAUCGAGCUUCAAGCCGUACGAGUCUUCAGUGUCGCAGCAGCACCACCAACAGCGAGACAAGACUGGAUCGCCGCAGGAGGACCGCGCGGGUGCCUCGAGCGGCGGUGGGAACGGUUCUGCCCGGGUGAGGACGCCCGCGUCCACAAAGAGCGGCGGCCGCUGCGCCAGCAACCAGAGCGCUUCCUCGCCCAGGUCUUCGCCGGUGGUCGGCCGGAAGACGCCAGCCAGCGCCGCUGCUGCUGCGGCGGCGGCAGCUGUCGCCGCCGCCAGCAGCGCGGCUUCUGACGCAAAGUCGUCGUCGGAGAGUCCACUGGCUGCGACGACGAAGGUGGGAUUCAGUCCCGUGGCGUCCAGCCUGCUCGACCCCACCGCGUCUUUGAAGGACAUGCCGCUAGGCACUUUCAAGCCGACCGCCUCGUACCUCGGCGCCUUCCCCCACUUCCCCGUCGACCUGAUGGCGGCGGCAGCAGCCGCGGCCGGAGGCGGCGCCGCGGCGCACCUCAAGGGCUCGCCGUACGUGAGCUACGCGCGUAUGAAGACGCCGUCCGGCGUCGACACGCUCGUCCCCGUGUGUAGGGACCCGUACUGCACCGGCUGCCAGCUCAGUUCACAGCUCCUGGCGGCGGCAGCGGCGUCGUCGACGGCGGGCGCCGGCAAGGGGUGCCCGGGGGGCUGCGCGCAGUGCGACCACGCCGGCAAGGCGGCCUUCCUGCCCGCCGCCGCGGCCGCCGCCGCCUACGCCACGGCGCACGCGCAGCUCGCGGCUCUCGCGUCGCACCUGCCGUACGUCUGCAACUGGAUCGGCAGCGCCGCGCCCUCCGCCUCUUCCGCCGCCGACGGCUCGGCCGCUGCGGCGGCGGCUGCUGCCGCGUCCGGCUACUGCGGCAAGAGGUUCGCCACGUCGGAGGAGCUGCUGCAGCACCUGCGCUCGCAUACGGAGGCGGCGGUGUCUCCGCUGUUCGCGCACCGCGCCUACCCCACGCCGCCCCUCAGCCCGCUGGCGACGGCGCGGUACCACCCCUACGGCAAGCCGACCCCGGGCGCCCUGCUGCCGCCGGGGUUCCCGUUGCACCCUCACCCGGGGCUGCCGCCCUACUUCUCGCCAUACUCGCUCUACGGACAGCGGCACCCGUGAAUCGGCGGUCCGCCGAUCGCACUUCAAAUCGUCCCCCGUGGAAGCUACGGGACACUUGUGAAUAUAAAUGUAACCAAAGUGUAUACUGAGGAGUCGGAGCAAGUGACAUGGCUCGUCCGAGUGGCAAUUACUUCACUGGUACUUAAAAUCAGUGAGGACAGUAAUAACGAUUGUACAUUAAAGUAAUGAAUGCCUUGUACACUGGAAUGAUUUUUCACUUCACAACACAGUGUUCGCUAUAAUUGAUGAGACAUAUCUCAUGUUUACAGCUGACUUUGUCAAUAAAUAUUUAUCCUAGCAAGACCUUUGCCAAUAUGAUCAAAGAUACUCGUUAUAUAAAACUGCUAGUACACUGACUGUACAGUUAAAUUCGCUGCAUAAUUCGUACUGUGAACUGUAUUUAAAUGCAAUAUGACUGAGCACGAUUUAAUGAAUACCACAGAUUGUAUCAUUGCCAGCUUCUUUAUCCAUCAUUAAUUUUUUAGGUACUCUACGAGCAACUACUUUUGUCUUCAGUCUCUGUUUACAUCCUCCAUACCUUUAGCUGUUAAUGGCACCACCAUCACCACUUCUCCACCAGCUGAUGUUUUUUCAUACCUGCGGAUGCAGUUUCGCUGUAUCCGUACGAUCCUCUUGUCCAAAAGUCCCUAGACCAUCAACCCAUAGUGAACCUGAACAACAACCUACUUUAGUGAUAAGUUCUUAAUUGUAUUUCACCCAACCCACAACCACUUUAAAAUUGCAGUGUCAGGCAUUACGGAUGAGAGGAGCUCUUUUUGGUAGCUCUUUGUGUCCAUUUCAUUGUUGUUGAAUAAGAUUUUCUUGUUGAGGAUCCAACUGCAAACUAAAAUUACUAUCAUUGUGCAAACCUUUUUCUAUCCUAUUGCAUCAUACAGAAAGAACUCCCUUUUCAUUUACUUAAUGGGACAAAACAUCUACAUAUUAUAGGUCGUAAAUUAAAUAACCACCUUGAAAAUAUAUACUUCCGUGUCACUGUGUAACGUAUACUUUACGUAUAGGUGAAAUCAAUUUAGUCAAGGUGGGCAUAAACAUGAUUCAUUAUGCUUCGUUCCAGUUCUCGGGAAUUAGCAAAAGCGUUUCGUGGGAUGAUCACUCUCAUGUUCUACAGCCGACAGUAAUGUUUACCAAAUCUUGACCACAGGAGACGUUCCAGGUGUAAAAUCUUCGAUAUAUCGCAGAACAUUCUUUGAGGUAAUAGUGUAAGUACUCGCUGUGCUUAGUUAUUGGUACACUACCACCACUACAAGCUCGUAGGAAUUUGGGUUCCCGAUUCAGUUUAUUACAAACGUAAUUAGCUAAUGCAGAAAUUACUUAGAUAUUAAUUUUUCAAGUUUCACACCAGGGAAAAAGCUCUUCCCGGCUACGCAUUAAUAUGCAAUGUCUGGAUACGAAAACAGUUGAGAACAUGCCCUGUAUUGCUGUUUGUUUUGUGUUGAAUCUGCGUUAGGGGCUAGAAAGCUCUAGUUCUUGAGCAACGACCUUCUUACAGUAAUGAUUACAUCUGUAACUACACACUGACCGGUGAAUUUGCGAAUAGCAACUUCCACGCGAGAACAUUACUUACUGGAUGAUGUCCACAAAUGCUAAAAGUCCGCCGCAACUCAUGUACGUGUGAGGUCAUUGUCUGUAGGUUUUAAAAACUAUUCUUUAUUCAAAGACUGAGGCAAGCGAACAAAUGUAUAUAUAAUGCAUAUUGGACUGAAAGUGUUUGCUUCUCGUUCUUUUCAAAUAUAUAUACGGACCUGUUAAGACGUAUUGCAUAUAUAGAAGUCGAGAAUCUGGCUCAGAUGUGAGUUCCUUUCAGAAUGACUGCUGUCGCAGUUACCUAAAGUUACCCCACUGGUCACGAUACGUUGAACGUUGUAUUCGUUGAGUCUGGAAUCACAGUGGAACUUUUCUCAAGUAACGCACUUCAUUAUACGAUAAAAGAUAUUUUCUUUCGUCGCACUGCAAUCUUAGUCUACCAUCGUUAUAAAAAGUGAUAAAAGAAAUUCCUGUAUAAUUCACCAAUGUGCCCUCCAAUGAAGAACAUUCAGAACUACUCAGCAUGUGUUUUUGAAGUUGUCAUACCACUUGUUUUAGGUAUUUGACAAUUUAUGCUACUUCACUUCCUGAUUUGAAGAUGUCUUCUUUCUGAGAUGUCCACUUAAGUUUCCAUAUCUUAGUUGGGACUAUAUUGUAGUCAUAAUUAAAGGUUUAUAGUGAAAUAUUUUAGCGAUGUUGUUGAAUUUAGCAAGUACGCUGCACAUUUUAUGAAUUACAUGAUACUGAGACAAAUGUUCCCUACGGAAUUGUGUUGAAAAAUGUAAUAAUGAAUAUUGGUUGAUAAUCUGUAGGUGAUAAUGUUUUGUUAAAUUUCUUGGUAGAAAUACUCAGAAAAAACCAAAUGUGCAUAGCGUUGUUUACUCCAUCAACAGUCCACAGGAAUGAAAGGGACAUUAUCAUUGGAUGCAGAUAAUGCUUCUGAGCUGUUCAAAUACUGCAGUCUUAAUGUCUAGCUCGUGACUAUUACCUGAGAUGCAUGUAAUUGUUCAUGUACUUUCAUGUAUAAUUGUCUAUUCUACUUGAUUCAUAAUGUAGCCAAAGCUAAUGAACCUAAUUUUUUAUCGCUCUAUGUUAUUUUGGAUGUGUGCGAUAUGAAAAUAAAUAAUUUAAA
Schistocerca serialis cubense is the source of this 4308-nucleotide messenger RNA. RefSeq names its product zinc finger protein Noc-like. Bases 129 to 1631 code for a protein of 500 amino acids. Gene Ontology annotation, biological process: negative regulation of DNA-templated transcription. The record is from RefSeq and is a predicted model, not a curated record. The transcript is spliced from 3 exons. NCBI's taxonomy places the organism in Eukaryota, Metazoa, Arthropoda, Insecta, Orthoptera, Acrididae. Gene Ontology annotation, cellular component: nucleus.